AUUUCGCAAGCUUCUUGCAUUUUACAUCCACAUCCCGUGUAAAACCACCAACACCAUCCACACAAUGGCCGUCUGGGAAGGAAAGAAGUACAAGAUGGAGAAGUCGGAGGGAUUCGAUGACUACAUGAAGGCUCUCGGUGUCGGCAUGGUACUCCGCAAGCUUGGCAACAGUAUCUCGCCCACGGUGGAGCUGGUGAAGAACGGUGACGAGUACACGUUCAACACGCUGUCCACCUUCAAGAACACGACGAUCAAGUUCAAGCUGGGCGAAGAGUUCGACGAGGAAACCGUCGAUGGCCGCAUGGUCAAGUCCGUCUGCACCUUUGAUGGCAACAAGCUGAUCCAUGAGCAGAAGGGCGAGAAGCCGACCACGAUCGUGCGCGAGUUCACUGCCACCGAUCUGACCGCCACCAUGACUGCCGGUAACGCCAAGUGCGUCCGCUACUACAAGGCUGUAUAA
Messenger RNA from Anopheles maculipalpis, 460 nucleotides. Its product is annotated as probable fatty acid-binding protein. The record is from RefSeq and is a predicted model, not a curated record. NCBI's taxonomy places the organism in Eukaryota, Metazoa, Arthropoda, Insecta, Diptera, Culicidae. Gene Ontology annotation, cellular component: nucleus; cytosol. Gene Ontology annotation, molecular function: fatty acid binding. Gene Ontology annotation, biological process: fatty acid transport. The coding region runs from base 65 to 460 and encodes 131 amino acids. The transcript has 2 exons.